CAAAGCAAAUCACUGGCUGCCGCCGGACUCUGUUCAUGGGCCAUCAACAUUGUCAACUUCUACAAGAUAUAUUGUGAAGUUAAGCCGAAACGAGAUGCUCUGAACGAAGCCAACGAAGAACUGCGUAUGGCCACGGAAAAGUUGGAGGCGAUCCAGCGUCGCAUUCGUGAAUUGGAGGCGAUGUUGAAGGACUUGACGGAUGAAUUUGAGCAGGCUUCAACUGACAAGAAGCGAUGUCAAGACGAAGCUGAGUUGACGUACAAAACAAUUGAAUUGGCCAAUCGGCUGGUUGGCGGUCUCGCCUCUGAGAAUGUACGUUGGGCAAAUCAAGUUGAAGAGUACCGAAAGCAAGAGCUCACUUUGCCCGGUGAUGUUCUACAGACGACAGCCUUUCUUUCUUACGUUGGCUGUUUCACUAAAAAGUAUCGCAAUGAACUGAUGGCACAACAAUGGCUUCCAUAUCUGACCAAUCUUCAUGUGCCCAUUCCAGUCACCGAGGGCAUGGAUCCAUUGACGUUGCUAAUAGACGACGCAAUCGUGGCAACUUGGAGCAACGAAGGUCUACCAUCCGAUCGGAUGUCUGUGGAGAACGCCACCAUUCUCACCAGCACCGAGAGAUGGCCUCUCAUGAUCGACCCUCAACUGCAGGGCAUCAAAUGGAUCAAGACUCGUUAUGGCGCCAGACUUCGAGUCGUUCGAUUGGGCCAGAAAGGCUAUCUUGAUGCCAUCGAGACUGCAGUCGCCUCAGGCGAAGUUGUCCUCCUCGAGAACAUUGAGGAGAGCAUAGAUCCUGUACUGGAUCCUCUGUUGGGCAGGAAUACUAUCAAAAAAGGCAGGGCCAUUCGACUCGGCGACAAAGAGGUUGAGUACAACCCCAACUUUCGGCUCAUCUUACAAACGAAACUGGCCAAUCCUCACUACAAACCGGAGAUGCAGGCACAGGCGACGCUGAUCAAUUUCACAGUGACGCGAGACGGUCUUGAGGAUCAACUUUUGGCGAGUGUAGUUAGCAAAGAACGACCCGAUUUAGAACAGUUGAAGGCCGACUUGACAAGACAGCAGAACGAGUUCAAAAUUACCCUGAAGGAUCUAGAAGACUCUCUUCUGGCCCGUUUAUCGGCGGCCGAAGGCAACUUUCUGGGUGACUAUGCACUCGUGGAGAAUCUGGAGACAAAUAAACGAACGGCCCUUGAGAUUGAGGAGAAGGUGGAACAGGCCAAAGUGACUGAAGUGAAGAUCAAUGAAACUCGUGAAUUCUACCGUCCAGCUGCAGCCAGGGCCUCGUUGCUCUACUUCAUUCUCAACGACCUCAACAAAAUCAGUCCAAUGUACCAAUUUUCGUUGAAAGCUUUUCGAGUCGUAUUUGAGGUGGCCAUUGACCGUGCAGAGCAGAAUGAAGAGGUGCGUGAACGUGUGAAAAAUCUGAUCGACUCAAUCACCUAUUCAGUGUACGUUUACACAUCGAGAGGCCUCUUCGAAAGGGAUAAGCUAAUUUUCACGGCUCAAAUGGCCUUCCAGGUGUUGAUGAUGAAUCAUGAGAUAGACCCCAAAGAGCUGGACUUUCUGCUGCGGUACCCGAUUGUGCCGAAUUGCAUCAGUCCGGUCGAUUUCCUCACCAACACAGGCUGGGGCGGCAUCAAAGCGCUGGCCGGAAUGGAAGAGUUUCGCAAUCUUGACCGAGACAUUGAAGGCUCUGCGAAGCGUUGGAAAAAGUUUGUUGAGGGUGAAUGCCCUGAGAAGGAUAAAUUUCCACAAGAAUGGAAGAACAAGUCGCAAUUGCAGCAUCUUUGCAUGUUACGAGCCCUGCGACCGGAUCGAAUGACCUACGCUGUAACUGAUUUCGUUGGCGAAAAAUUGGGCCACAAAUACGUUGAAGGCGGUCAGCUGCCCUUCUCAGCCUCCUAUGAAGAGUCUGGCCCUGCGACGCCCAUCUUCUUUAUUCUUUCGCCCGGAGUCGAUCCGCUCAAGGACGUUGAGGCGUUGGGCAAGAAGCUUGGCUUCUCCGGUGACCAAAAAAACUUUCACAACAUCUCACUUGGUCAGGGUCAAGAGGUCGUCGCCGAGACCGCUAUGCAGUUAGCCGCUCAACAGGGUCAUUGGGUCGUUCUGCAAAAUGUUCACCUUGUCGCCAAGUGGCUGGCCAGCUUGGAGAAACGCAUCGAGGAGUACUCAGAGAUGGGACAUCCCAAUUAUCGUCUCUUUAUCAGCGCUGAACCCGCCGGAUCUCCAGAGAGCCACAUCAUCCCACAGGGGAUUCUUGAGAACGCCAUCAAAGUCACCAAUGAGCCGCCCACCGGUAUGUUUGCCAACUUGCACAAGGCGUUGAACAACUUCACUCAAGACACUCUGGAAAUGUGCAGCAAAGAGGGCGAGUUCAAGACGAUCCUAUUCGCUCUCUGCUACUUUCAUGCAGUGGUCUGUGAGCGUCGCAAAUUCGGCCCACAAGGCUGGAACCGAUCGUAUCCCUUCAACACUGGCGACCUGACCAUCAGCAUGAAUGUACUCUUCAACUACUUGGAGGCGAACAGCAAAGUGCCUUGGGAGGAUUUGCGCUACCUUUUCGGGGAAAUUAUGUACGGAGGCCAUAUCACCGAUGACUGGGACAGACGACUGUGCAAGACCUACUUGGAAGAGUAUCUGGCCCCAGAAAUGCUGGACGGUGACCACUUUCUAGCCCCGGGAUUCGCGUCUCCACCCAACACCGACUUCAAAGGCUAUCAUACCUACAUCGACGAGUGUUUGCCGCCUGAGUCGCCUUACCUUUAUGGCCUGCAUCCUAACGCCGAGAUGGAGUUUCUCACAAACACUUCGGAAAAAUUGUUCCGUACCGUCUUUGAGAUGCAGCCUCGUGACGCCGAAGGCGCCGGAGCCGGCGGUGUCAGUCGUGAGGAGAAGAUUCAAUCCAUUCUGGACGAGAUCAAUGAUCGUCUGCCGGAGGCCUUCAGUCUCAGUGAACUGCAGGCCAAAGUACCGCCGGAAGAGCGGACGCCGUACGUGGUGGUCGCUUUUCAAGAGUGUGAACGUAUGAACCUGUUGCUGGGGGGGAUGCGUCGUAGCCUCAAAGAGCUGAGUCUUGGGCUGAAAGGAGAGCUGACCUUCACGCCCGAAAUGGAAGCGUUGUCGGGCGCCCUCUUUCUCGACUCCGUGCCCGACUCUUGGACCAAACGAGCUUAUCCCAGCCUCUACCCUCUGGGCCUUUGGUAUGCCGACCUUUUAGGUCGUGUCAAAGAGUUGGAGUUAUGGACCACGGAUUUCCAGUUGCCCAACACCGUGUGGCUCGGUGGUCUAUUCAAUCCACAGUCCUUUUUGACGGCCAUCAUGCAACAGAUGGCUCGUAAAAAUGAAUGGCCUCUCGAUCGAAUGGUGCUGCAAUGUGAUGUCACCAAAAAGGCACGAGAAGACAUGACAGCACCUCCACGAGACGGCGCCUACACUCAUGGACUCUUCAUGGAGGGCGCCAGAUGGGAUGUUCAGACGAACUUGAUCGCUGAAGCCCGUCUCAAGGAGUUGGCUCCAGCCAUGCCGGUUGUGUUUCUGCGCGCAAUUCCUGUGGACCGACAAGACCUACGCGGCGUCUAUCCCUGCCCGGUGUACAAGACGAAGACUCGAGGCCCCACGUUUGUGUGGACCUUCAAUCUGAAGUCGAAAGAGCGACCUGCUCGAUGGGUGCUCGGAGGCGUUGCCCUUCUCUUGCAGGUCUAG
This is a messenger RNA of Protopolystoma xenopodis, 3702 nucleotides long. Lineage: Eukaryota; Metazoa; Platyhelminthes; Monogenea; Polystomatidea; Polystomatidae. The record is from the annotation of a GenBank genome assembly.